AUGGGCAUCUCCUUCAGGGGUGUCGGCACCUCGGAACACCUCGAUCAACUGGUCGCCAUUCUGAGUCAUUUGGACUGCAUGCGCAGGAAAUGCAGAAAUAUUGCAAUGCUCGAAGCGGCCGAACUUCAGUCCACCCUGCAGCAGGUGAUCCAC
Molecule: messenger RNA, 153 nt
Organism: Dibothriocephalus latus
Lineage: Eukaryota; Metazoa; Platyhelminthes; Cestoda; Diphyllobothriidea; Diphyllobothriidae
Source: the annotation of a GenBank genome assembly